This is a messenger RNA of Melitaea cinxia (Glanville fritillary), 1605 nucleotides long. Its product is annotated as protein dachsous-like. The record is from RefSeq and is a predicted model, not a curated record. Lineage: Eukaryota; Metazoa; Arthropoda; Insecta; Lepidoptera; Nymphalidae. Gene Ontology annotation, cellular component: plasma membrane. Gene Ontology annotation, biological process: homophilic cell-cell adhesion. Gene Ontology annotation, molecular function: calcium ion binding. The transcript has 2 exons. The annotation marks the transcript as partial.
GCACCACCAUACACCAUCGUCCCGGUCCCGGGUAGCGCAGUCAAUGACGACCUCAAAAUAGACCCUCAAACAGGAGAAAUAAGGACACGAGUGCCUUUAGAUAGAGAAAAUAGGGACCAUUACGCUCUAGUCGCUAUACCCGCAAGCGGAGAUAACGUCCGCGUCGUAGUUCGCGUGUCAGAUGAAAACGAUAACGCUCCAACUUUCCCCACCGCGGUCAUGAACGUUGAGUUCUCUGAGAAUACUCCUAGAGAUGUCAAGAGAAAGCUAAAUCCAGCCAAAGAUCAGGAUUUAGGAGUAUUCAAUACGCAGAGGUACAAUAUUGUAUCUGGUAAUACAGAUAACGCGUUUAGGCUAUCGUCGCAUAGGGAGCGUGAUGGUGUGCUUUAUCUAGACCUUCAAAUCAAUGGUUUCCUUGAUAGAGAAACUACUGAUCACUAUGAGUUGGUCAUAGAAGCACUUGAUGGCGGUACUCCGCCUUUAAGAGGUACAAUGACUGUAAAUAUUACCAUAUUAGAUGUUAACGAUAAUCCACCGGUAUUCGCAGAAAGUGCGUAUUCAGCUAUGAUACCUGAAAAUGCCACAGUUGGUACGACUGUGUUGAAAGUGUUUGCUAUUGAUUCAGACGCGGGUGAAAACGGUUUGAUUGAAUACUCGAUAAAUAGACGACAGAGCGAUAAAGAGAAUAUGUUUAAAAUAGACCCCAAUACCGGUGAGAUAACUGUGAACAAGGGUUUAGAUUUUGAGACCAAAGAGUUGCACGAGUUGGUCGUCGUUGCCAGAGAUAAAGGGGCUCAGCCUCUAGAGACAACGGCGUUCGUAUCUAUUCGCGUCACCGACGUAAACGAUAAUCAGCCAACGAUUGAUGUAAUAUUCCUAAGUGAUGAUGCUACACCUAAAAUAUCAGAAUCAGCUCAGUUAGAUGAAUUCGUAGCAAGAAUAUCGGUACAUGAUCCUGAUUCUAAAACUGAAUACGCAAACGUUAACGUUACGCUAAGUGGUGGUGACGGACAUUUCGAUUUAAGAACGCACGAUAACAUAAUAUAUUUAGUGGUAGUAGCCUUACCUUUAGACAGAGAGUCCCAGUCAUCUUACACUCUGAGUGUAGUUGCGACCGACAAGGGGUCACCUCCGUUACACGCAUCUCGUAUCAUCAGCCUUCGUGUGACUGAUGUAAACGACAACCCACCGGUUUUUCUAGAAAGCGAAUAUAAAACAAGUGUACCGGAAGCAGCAGCUCCAGGUACGCCGGUCAUCCAAGUAACUGCGAGCGAUGUAGACGAAGGAGAAAAUUCUGAGAUCAGAUAUUCUUUACUUCCUACACCGCAGUCAGAUUGGUUUUCGAUCGAUGAGCGUUCUGGUUUAGUUACGACUCGUGCCCGUGUCGAUUGUGAAACGAAUCCAAUGCCGGAGCUGACGGUUGUCGCCAGUGAUCGGGGCAACCCGCCAUUGUCGUCCACGGCGACGUUGUUGGUGACAGUUUUAGACGUAAACGACAACGAGCCGAUCUUCGACCAGUCCUUCUACAACGUGACCGUAUCGGAGAACGAAGCCGUCGGCAGCUGUAUUUUAAAGAAGCCGGCCGAUGGCGGGGUAACCAUCCAA